CAGUUUUUCGAAAGAAAGAAAGCCAGAAAAAAAAAAUCCUAUAUACCUACUACUCUGCCCCUCCUCCGACCUCAAGCCGUUGCCACGUAAGGAGGGGUGGAUUACCUACAGUACCUAGUUUGGUGUAGGUACGUUGUACACGAUAGUUUUUUUUUUUUUUUUUAAUUGUCAUUUUAGUUAUUUUAUUUCAUGUGAUUGGUGGCAACAAGACAACGCGUCUCAUCAAAAUACGUGAGAAUCAAGUCGCGUAACAAAGAGUGUUCAUGUAUGUGCAAGAUACUUACCAGUGCAAGCAAAAGUUUUCCUUCUCCGCCACUGGAACAAAGCUGCCAGUUCCCGUUGGCUUACCCAAUUAGGUAGCGUAGAAGAAGACAGAGGCUCUAGGAUGAGCAGGGAGGUUACUGGGUAUGUGGUUAGUUGCUCUGGAUGCUAGGUCGCAUUGUCUUUUUUUUCUCCCAUACAGGUGGGACCUAGCUGUACCCCGCCAAUGGAGAUUGGGUAUCACCGAAGAGAUUUUUUUUUUUUUUUUCCUUGAACCCCUCCUAUUAUGAAAUCGAAAUAAGUGUUUGCGUUGUCCAGGUGAACAAGUGUUUGUUCGGACACUUGUUUAUAAGAGCGUGUUCUUCAGGUCGAGCUCCUUGAUAUAUAUUUCCUCCUCUUCUGCUCCUUUGCUUUCCCAUUCCUCUCUUCCUUCAUCCAACCCACCACAAACACUUCUCCAUCAUCACAACUGUUCCUUGCCCACCAUGUCUUCAUCCGAGGCCGACGUUGUUAUCGAUCCCCAGACCAUCAAGGAGCUGCACCUCUUUGAGGCUGCCAUCUCAGAUGUCGACACCGAGGUAACUGCCAAGCAGUACCUGAUGUCCCGCGACAUCUUCGCUGCCCGACAAAAGACCAUCGCCAAGAUCCCCAGCUUCUGGGCUGUCACCUUCGACAACGCCGCCUCCGAGCUUGAAGCUGCUGUCACCCCCAGCGACCUUGAGGUCUUCUCUGCUGCCCUCACCUCCCUCGAGGUUACGAGACCUGAGAUCCCGGCCUCGGCCAAGCCCUCCGACCUUGGUCUCGACAAGUUCGGCGAGCCUCGCUCUCUGCAGUUCACUUUCCGCUUUGGCGACAACGAGUGGUUCUCCGACAAGGAGCUUACCAAGAUUUUCUACUUCCGCUACGGCAAGGACGGCUCUGCUGGCCUUGUUUCGCAGCCCAUCAAGAUCAACUGGAAGAGCCCCGAGAAGGAUCUUACCCAGGGUCUGUCAGAUGCUGCCCUGGCAUUCUGGAACGCCCAGAAGGCCGACUCUUCCCAGAAGCUUGACGGUGUGCUUGCCAACGACGCCCGCCACGCCCGUGAUGCUGCCGCCAAGAACCUUGCCGAGUACCAGAGCCUCGCCAAGAAACUCGAAAGCUGUGUUGAGGGUGCUCUAAGCUUCUUCAACUUUUUCUCAUACCGUGGCCGCUGGAUCAGCGCUGCUGAGCACGUCGAGGCCAAGGCCGAGUUGCUCGCCAAGCGCAAGGCCGCUCAGGCUGGCCAGGACAUGGAUGAGGACGAUGAAGACGAGGAUGAUGACGAGGACUUCACUGAGGAGGCUGUCGAGACAUUCCCUGCUGGCCACGAGGUUGCCGUCACCAUCGCCGAGGAUAUCUAUCCUAAUGCCAUUGAUUACUUCAUGGGCAACACCAUUGAUAGCGACAUCGAACUUGAUGACGAUGAUGAUGAGGACGAGGAAAUGGAGGGUUAAGCGCUUGGAUUAAUGAUUUGAUUUCUUUUGUUCUAACCUCAUGACACGGCAUGAAAAAGUCUGGCCCGUGAGCGGUGCAAGUGGUUUCUUUAUUAUACACUUAAUGAUGAAGGUCAGGCUAGUAGCCAGGAGGCUGCGAUGAUGAUUUAGAUAGAUACCAGUUCAGCAAGCUGAAUGUAGAGCGCCACAGCGGCUCAUGAAAAUAUACACAAUACAUACCAUUGGAGUUCUGUGGUUAAAUCUUCUUCCUCUUGGGCAUUUCGUGAUCGCGUAAUCGGUUUCGACCUUUCCCGGAAAUCAUAU
Xylaria bambusicola is the source of this 2036-nucleotide messenger RNA. RefSeq lists its product as uncharacterized. Gene Ontology annotation, molecular function: chromatin binding; histone binding. Gene Ontology annotation, cellular component: nucleus; chromatin. The record is from RefSeq and is a predicted model, not a curated record. The coding region runs from base 747 to 1733 and encodes 328 amino acids. Lineage: Eukaryota; Fungi; Ascomycota; Sordariomycetes; Xylariales; Xylariaceae. Gene Ontology annotation, biological process: nucleosome assembly. The transcript has a single exon.